AUGCGACGGAUGACUAUCACAUCAUGUUCGACAGUAUCUACGAUGAUCACGAUUGGUUCCGCAGCAUCGGAUUCUUGUGCUGGUGACGCUGGUGUACCACAUAACGUACGCGCAAGUUUCGUCUCCGAAGCGACCAUCCAGUUCACAUGGGAGAAACCGCAGUGCGAUGAAUCCUACGGGCCAAUUGAUGGCUAUGAAUAUACGUUCUGGAACGUCGAAACUGAUACGCAACCGCAAACAGCGUCUUAUAUUGGUCGGAAUACGGUAGCGCUGAAUGAUCUAGAACCCGGUUCGCGGUACGCAUUUCGAGUUCGUUCCCGCGCAGGUCAUGGGCACAGUUCCUGGAGUGAUAUUGUUCAUGCAGAAACAGAAGCACAUUCCGGUUCGCUCGGUAAGUUAUAUAGAAAAAUAAGCAACUCAUUUACCGGUAAAGCCGAUUCUCAAUAUCAGCAUCGCCAUCGUCAUCGUUAUCGUCCACAAUUAACCAAAAAUAACACGCUUCUUGCCCAGUUAUCAGCCACACCAACACUGCUACUGCAACGUGUUAAGCGACAGCAAAAAAGUCAGAUUACAGGUAAUUAA
Messenger RNA from Gongylonema pulchrum, 582 nucleotides. NCBI's taxonomy places the organism in Eukaryota, Metazoa, Nematoda, Chromadorea, Rhabditida, Gongylonematidae. The record is from the annotation of a GenBank genome assembly.